AUGACAUGGGCACCACUAGAAGGAUUGAAGAAAGAUGUGACAGUCAGCUGUGCCCCGUUUGGUCAGGCGCGGAGGAUUUGGAGUGAGACGAUUGAGACGCCAGACUUCGAUAAGGUCGAUAAGGCCGAUAAGUGCGCACGGACCAUCUACUCGAGAAAUUUCCUUUCCACGGUGGGAUACGGUUCGCUUCGAAUUCCUCCUCCUUCACUGCGUCUUUACUUUUCCGCUUUGAACUCGUUUCUUCACAGCCGUUGA
Messenger RNA from Penicillium maclennaniae, 255 nucleotides. RefSeq lists its product as uncharacterized. The record is from RefSeq and is a predicted model, not a curated record. The coding region runs from base 1 to 255 and encodes 84 amino acids. NCBI's taxonomy places the organism in Eukaryota, Fungi, Ascomycota, Eurotiomycetes, Eurotiales, Aspergillaceae. The transcript is spliced from 2 exons.